AAAAUCAUUGUUACAGAGUGAGGAACCUGUGAGGAACCUGUAAUACUGUCUCUAAGUUUUUAACCUCUUCAAAAACACCUAAACAUGUCACCACUCGGGACUAUUGUCGUAUUGUUAAGUAUCGUAGGUGGCGCUGUGUCGAUGCAGGUGCAGGUUUCUCCAAAAGUUCUCAACGUGUCCAUCGGUCAGUCUGCAACACUCGAUUGCAAUUUUUCCACCGGUCAGCCCCUGACCAACCUCAUAGUCGGGUGGACUCUCUACCAGUGGGGCUCUGAGAAUUCAGUACAGGUGUUCUAUUAUCAAGGAGGAAAUUAUGUGAUUGGUAAACAGUUCAAGGACAGACUGAACGUCCUUUCUAAAAUGGGAACCUACAUGAACGCCUCCAUCUCCAUCAGCAACAUGCAGACCGCAGACGCCGGAACAUACACCUGCGAAGUCCGCGACUUCCCUGACAUCGAGGGCACGACCGAUGCUAGCAGUCGAGUUCAUGUUUUUGAGAAACCGUCACACCCGUACUGCGCUGUGCAUGGAGACGUGGCGACGGGUCACCUGGUCACCCUCACCUGCCAUUCGGAGAAAGGGAGCCCCGUUCCCUCGUACAACUGGACUAGACUGGAACAGGGGAUCAGCAAACAAGUGAUGGGCAUUACAAACGUGAAAAGUGGCAUCCUCAACUUCAGAAACAUUACCCAGUUCGAGUUUGGAAAGUAUCAGUGCAACGCCUCCAACGUCAUGGGCUUCUCCAUCUGCACUAUUGAUCUGAACUCAGAGGUGAAUGAUGCGGCGAUAGUAGGCGCAGUGAUUGGAGCCCUGCUGUGUGUCGCCUUCAUCGUGCUGCUGGUGUGGUUCAUCGCUCAUCAUCUGAAGAAGAAGAAGAUAUACAAAGCAGCCCAGGCUAGCGGGACACAAGCUGCAGUCAACUACAAGGCCGUCCCUCCACAAGACACCGUCCCUCCACAAGACACCAGCGUGUCUGAGAUAUAAACACAAAGAAAGCUUUUUAUAACAAUUUUUUUCUUUUUUUAAAAAUUUGGUUUGUUUGCGUCUUUUUUUAGCUACCGAGAUACUGAAUGAUGUUUCUGCAAUUUGCUUUUACACGCACUGACGUUGCCAGAGCCUUCAUAAUCGUGGAGAUUCAGCAUCAAACGUGUGGUGAAAGUCAAUGUCUUUUUCAUUUAUUGUUUUUUUUUCUACAUAUAAGUCUUGUUUAUCAGCUUGAUUUUUGUGGAAUAAAAAAAAAAAAAAAAA
Molecule: messenger RNA, 1248 nt
Organism: Ictalurus punctatus (channel catfish)
Lineage: Eukaryota; Metazoa; Chordata; Actinopteri; Siluriformes; Ictaluridae
Product: V-set and immunoglobulin domain-containing protein 1
Exons: 7
Coding region: 85-984 (299 amino acids)
Biological process (GO): maintenance of gastrointestinal epithelium; epithelial cell morphogenesis
Cellular component (GO): plasma membrane
Source: RefSeq, a predicted model, not a curated record